AUGUCUGAGGAAAAUGAUAACGUGGCUCCACUAAAUAAGGACAAGAAUGAUUUGAUGCCGGAUGAUCAGAAAGUAGAACAAGUCAACACUGAAAAUGAUGAAAAAAAUCCAAUCGAUGCACUCAAUUCUUCUGUUCGAAGUAUGCACAAAAUUUGUCAAGAGUUGCUCCAAAAACAAAAGAAUCUUGAGAAGACCAACAUGGAGAUCAUCGAAAAGCUGCGCUCCGCCGAAGAAAAAAUAGAGAAACAAUCAUCGGAACUCCAACAAAUUCUUCAAGAAAUUCAACUCAAAUCUACUGAAACCAAUGAGGAAUCAGACGAUUCUACGGUGCCACUUGAGAACGAUAACUCUCUGAAUACGGCUUCCAGCGAUUUCACAAAAACUACUAUUCCACGUGAAAUUAUGCCGACGACUGGAAAAUAUUUUGUGUUGAGACAAAUUUUUAAAAAUGUCUCGAAUAUGAAAGAAAAUGAAAUUCGAUGGUCGGAAAUUGAAGAACACUUUGGCGUUGCAUGUAUGUCUAUGUGCCGGAAAAAAGACUUUCUUUCAUUCUGCUGCUUACAAUCGACGGACACUGGAAAAUGGAUGAUCGAAGUUAGGCAACAACUAGUUUUAAUAUCGAAUCGAAUCGAAAAAGUGCGAGAAGGCACUGCGACAUUCACAAACAUCGGAAAAAAGUGUAACACUUCGGGAUGGUCAUCAUUUAUGAACUGGGCGAAAUCGCAAAAAGACUUCCUUCUGGAUGAUCAAUUGACAGUUGAAAUUCACGUGAAAAUCAAGAAAACAACUGGUAUUUACAAAGAUAAUCUGAGAAGUUUCGACGAGACAAUGGAAGAAUUCUCGGAUGUUGUACUAGUUGUCAAUGAAGAGAAAUUCUACGUUUUGAAAAAGUUCCUCGCUGUCCAUUCUUCAUAUUUCAAGUCACUUUUUUUGGGACAGUUUCAAGAAUCGAAGAGAUCUGAGAUCACACUGACAGGAAUCGAUGCGGAUGACUUUCAGAACUAUCUGGAAUUGCUUUACGGAGACAAUCCAAUUGAUGAAAUCACAGUCGAAGGAAUUCUUCUUGUCGCUGAUAUGUACGACACUCCGCUGGUCAUUCGCAAAUGCGAGGAGUUUCUAUUGAAAGAAUCAAAGAAAAAGCUGAAGAAAAAGUUUCAAAUGUCCAUGAAAUACCAUCUGGAAGCAUUGAAGGAACAAUGCCUCGACAAGAUCAAAUCGGUCGCUGAUAUUCGAUCCGUACUGCCAGAGGAUAUUCGUGAACUGGAUCCAUCGAUUAUGCCAGAACUUCUCAAAAAAUCACUGGCUCUUCACAAUCCUCAAUGA
Messenger RNA from Caenorhabditis remanei, 1323 nucleotides. RefSeq lists its product as uncharacterized. The record is from RefSeq and is a predicted model, not a curated record. NCBI's taxonomy places the organism in Eukaryota, Metazoa, Nematoda, Chromadorea, Rhabditida, Rhabditidae. Bases 1 to 1323 code for a protein of 440 amino acids. Gene Ontology annotation, molecular function: protein binding. The transcript has 7 exons.